Otolemur garnettii (small-eared galago) is the source of this 7310-nucleotide messenger RNA. RefSeq names its product plexin A1 (gene PLXNA1). Gene Ontology annotation, molecular function: protein binding; semaphorin receptor activity. The record is from RefSeq and is a predicted model, not a curated record. Gene Ontology annotation, cellular component: semaphorin receptor complex. The transcript has 32 exons. Lineage: Eukaryota; Metazoa; Chordata; Mammalia; Primates; Galagidae. Bases 60 to 5795 code for a protein of 1911 amino acids. Gene Ontology annotation, biological process: regulation of GTPase activity; regulation of cell migration; positive regulation of axonogenesis.
GCGGUGAUGGCCGGCGGUGGGGCGCGCCCCGGGGCAGCCGGGCUGAGGCUCCCAGCGCCAUGAUGCUCACCUCUGCAGGACCUGAGCGCCUCUGCCUGAGGCCCCAGCCAGCCAUGCCACUGCCACAUCCAAGCCUGCGGGCAUUCCUGCUGCUGCUGCUGCUACUGGGAGGUGUGCAGGCGGUGGCAGGCUCACCCAGGACAGGUGGAGGUCUGCAGCCUCCCUUCCUAACCUUUGCGGCCAGUGACUGGGGCCUCACCCACCUGGUGGUACAUGAGCAGACAGGUGAAGUGUACGUGGGCGCAGUGAACCGAAUCUACAAGCUAUCGGGGAACCUGACCCUGCUGCGGGCCCAUGUGACGGGUCCCGUGGAGGACAACGAGAAGUGCUACCCGCCCCCCAGCGUGCAGUCAUGCCCACAUGGCCUGGGCAGCACCGACAACGUCAAUAAACUGCUGUUGCUGGACUACGCGGCCAACCGCCUACUGGCCUGUGGCAGCGCCUCCCAGGGCAUCUGCCAGUUCCUGCGGCUGGACGACCUCUUCAAGCUGGGGGAGCCACAUCACCGCAAGGAGCACUACCUGUCCAGCGUGCGUGAGGCAGGCAGCAUGGCAGGCGUGCUCAUCGCUGGGCCGCCGGGCCAGGGCCAGGCCAAGCUCUUUGUGGGCACGCCCAUUGAUGGCAAGUCCGAGUACUUCCCCACGCUGUCCAGCCGCCGGCUCAUGGCCAACGAGGAGGACGCGGACAUGUUUGGCUUCGUGUACCAGGACGAGUUUGUGUCGUCACAGCUCAAGAUCCCCUCAGACACGCUGUCCAAGUUCCCGGCCUUCGACAUCUACUAUGUGUACAGCUUCCGCAGCGAGCAGUUUGUCUACUACCUCACCCUGCAGCUGGACACUCAGCUGACCUCGCCGGACGCAGCUGGCGAGCACUUCUUCACCUCCAAGAUCGUGCGGCUCUGCGUGGAUGACCCCAAGUUCUACUCGUACGUGGAGUUCCCCAUCGGCUGUGAGCAGGCAGGGGUGGAGUACCGUCUUGUGCAGGACGCCUACCUGAGCCGGCCUGGCCGCGCCCUGGCCCGCCAGCUGGGUCUGGCCGAGGACGAGGAUGUGCUGUUCACCGUGUUCUCCCAGGGCCAGAAGAAUCGUGUGAAGCCGCCCAAGGAGUCAGCCCUGUGCCUGUUCACACUCAGGGCCAUCAAGGAGAAGAUCAAGGAGCGCAUCCAGUCCUGCUACCGCGGGGAGGGCAAGCUCUCCCUGCCGUGGCUGCUCAACAAGGAGCUGGGCUGCAUCAACUCGCCCCUGCAGAUCGACGAUGACUUCUGUGGGCAGGACUUCAACCAGCCUCUGGGGGGCACAGUCACCAUUGAGGGGAUGCCCCUGUUCGUGGACAAAGACGAUGGCCUGACUGCGGUGGCUGCCUACGACUACCGGGGCCGCACUGUGGUGUUCGCCGGCACACGCAGUGGCCGCAUCCGCAAGAUCCUGGUGGACCUUGCGAACCCUGGUGGCCGGCCAGCCCUGGCCUAUGAGAGUGUGGUGGCCCAGGAAGGCAGCCCCAUCCUGCGGGACCUUGUUCUCAGCCCCAACCGCCAGUACCUCUAUGCCAUGACUGAAAAGCAGGUGACAAGGGUGCCCGUGGAGAGCUGUGUGCAGUACACAUCUUGUGAGCUGUGCCUGGGGUCACGGGACCCUCACUGCGGCUGGUGUGUCCUGCACAGCAUUUGCUCACGGCAGGACACUUGUGAGCGGGCAGACGAGCCCCAGCGCUUUGCCUCAGACCUGCUGCAGUGUGUGCGGCUGACGGUGCAGCCGCGUAAUGUGUCUGUCACCAUGUCCCGGGUCCCGCUUGUGCUGCAGGCUUGGAAUGUGCCCGACCUCUCAGCCGGUGUCAACUGCUCAUUUGAGGACUUCAUGGAGUCUGAGGGUGUUCUGGAGGAUGGUCGGAUCCACUGCCGCUCACCCUCUGCUCGCGAGGUGGCGCCCAUCACACAGGGCCAGGGGGACCAGCGCGUGGUAAAGCUCUAUCUGAAGUCCAAGGAGACAGGGAAGAAGUUCGCCUCUGUGGACUUUGUCUUCUACAACUGCAGUGUCCACCAGUCCUGCCUGUCAUGUGUCAACGGCUCCUUCCCCUGCCACUGGUGUAAAUACCGCCACGUCUGCACCCACAAUGCUGCCGACUGCGCCUUCCUGGAGGGCCGUGUCAACGUGUCCGAGGACUGCCCACAGAUCCUGCCCUCCACCCAGAUCUACGUGCCAGUGGGUGUGGUGAAGCCCAUCACCUUGGCCGCGAGGAACCUGCCGCAGCCACAGUCAGGCCAGCGUGGGUACGAGUGCCUGUUCCACAUCCCGGGCAGCCCGGCCCGGGUCACUGCCCUGCGCUUCAACAGCUCCAGUCUGCAGUGCCAGAACUCCUCGUACUCGUAUGAGGGGAAUGACAUCAGUGACUUGCCCGUGAACCUGUCAGUGGUGUGGAACGGCAACUUUGUCAUUGACAACCCCCAGAACAUCCAGGCCCACCUCUACAAGUGCCCAGCCCUGCGUGAGAGCUGUGGCCUCUGCCUCAAGGCCGACCCUCGCUUUGAGUGUGGCUGGUGCGUGGCCGAGCGCCGCUGCUCCCUGCGCCACAACUGCCCAGCUGACGUGCCUGUGUCCUGGAUGCACGCCCGCCAUGGCAGCAGCCGCUGUGCCGACCCUAAGAUCCUCAAGCUGUCCCCCGAGACAGGCCCGAGGCAGGGAGGGACGCGGCUCACCAUAACGGGCGAGAACCUGGGCCUCCGGUUCGAGGAUGUGCGUCUGGGCGUGCGUGUGGGCAAGGUGCCGUGCAGCCCCGUGGAGAGCGAGUACAUCAGUGCCGAGCAGAUCGUGUGUGAGAUUGGGGACGCCAGCACAGUGCGGGCCCACGACGCCCUGGUGGAGGUGUGCGUCCGGGACUGCUCUCCCCCCUACCGGGCCCUGUCACCCAAGCGCUUCACUUUCGUGACUCCAACUUUCUACCGUGUGAGCCCCUCCCGCGGGCCUCUGUCAGGGGGCACCUGGAUUGGCAUCGAGGGGAGCCACCUGAAUGCUGGCAGUGACGUGGCUGUGUCUGUUGGUGGCCGGCCCUGCUCCUUCUCCUGGAGGAACUCCCGGGAAAUCCGGUGCUUGACACCCCCCGGGCAGAGCCCUGGCAGUACUCCCAUUGUCGUCAACAUCAACCGAGCCCAGCUCACCAACCCUGAGGUGAAGUACAACUACACAGAGGACCCCACCAUCCUGAGGAUUGACCCUGAGUGGAGCAUCAACAGUGGUGGGACCCUCCUCACAGUCACAGGCACCAACCUGGCCACGGUUCGUGAACCCCGAAUCCGGGCGAAGUAUGGCGGCGUUGAAAGGGAAAAUAGCUGCAUGGUGUACAACGACACCACCAUGCUGUGCCGUGCGCCCUCCGUGGACAACCCCGUGCGCAGCCCACCAGAGCUGGGGGAGCGGCCUGAGGAGCUGGGCUUUGUCAUGGACAACGUGCGUGCCCUGCUGGUGCUAAACUCCUCCUCCUUCCUGUACUACCCUGACCCCGUGCUGGAGCCACUCAGCCCCACUGGGCUCCUGGAGCUGAAGCCUAGCUCUCCACUCAUUCUGAAGGGCCGGAACCUCCUACCGCCAGCACCUGGCAACUCCCGGCUCAACUAUACGGUGCUCAUCGGCUCUACGCCCUGUACACUCACCGUGUCUGAGACACAGCUGCUGUGCGAAUCACCCAACCUCACAGGGCAGCAUAAGGUCACGGUGCGGGCCGGUGGCUUCGAGUUCUCCCCUGGCAUGCUGCAGAUGUACUCGGACAGCCUGCUGACACUGCCCGCCACUGUGGGCAUUGGUGGUGGCGGGGGCCUCCUGCUGCUGGUCAUCGUGGCUGUGCUCAUUGCAUACAAGCGCAAGUCACGUGAUGCUGACCGCACGCUCAAGCGGCUGCAGCUCCAGAUGGACAACCUGGAGUCCCGAGUGGCGCUCGAGUGCAAGGAAGCCUUCGCAGAGCUGCAGACGGACAUCCAUGAGCUGACCAAUGACCUGGAUGGCGCCGGCAUCCCGUUCCUUGACUACCGGACGUAUGCCAUGCGUGUGCUUUUCCCUGGGAUCGAGGAUCACCCUGUGCUCAAGGAGAUGGAGGUGCAGGCCAAUGUAGAGAAGUCACUGACGCUGUUCGGGCAGCUGCUGACCAAGAAGCACUUCCUGCUGACCUUCAUCCGCACACUGGAGGCGCAGCGCAGCUUCUCCAUGCGUGACCGCGGGAACGUGGCUUCGCUAAUCAUGACAGCGCUGCAGGGCGAGAUGGAGUACGCCACAGGUGUGCUCAAGCAGCUGCUGUCGGACCUCAUUGAGAAAAACCUAGAGAGCAAGAACCACCCCAAGCUGUUGCUACGGAGGACGGAGUCAGUGGCAGAGAAGAUGUUGACCAACUGGUUCACCUUUCUCUUAUACAAGUUCCUCAAGGAGUGCGCUGGGGAGCCGCUGUUCAUGCUGCACUGUGCCAUCAAGCAGCAGAUGGAGAAGGGCCCCAUCGACGCGAUCACGGGCGAGGCGCGCUACUCCCUGAGCGAGGACAAGCUCAUCCGGCAGCAGAUUGACUACAAGACGCUGACCCUGAACUGUGUGAACCCCGAGAACGAGAAUGCACCAGAGGUGCCGGUGAAGGGGCUGAACUGCGACACGGUGACCCAGGUCAAGGAGAAGCUGCUGGACGCUGUAUACAAGGGUGUGCCCUACUCCCAGCGGCCUAAGGCUGGGGACAUGGACCUGGAGUGGCGCCAAGGCCGUAUGGCACGCAUCAUCCUUCAGGACGAGGACGUCACCACCAAGAUCGACAAUGACUGGAAGAGGCUGAACACUCUGGCUCAUUACCAGGUGACAGACGGGUCCUCAGUGGCACUGGUGCCCAAGCAGACUUCCGCCUACAACAUCUCCAACUCUUCCACCUUCACCAAGUCCCUCAGCAGAUACGAGAGCAUGCUGCGCACGGCCAGCAGCCCCGACAGCCUGCGCUCCCGCACACCCAUGAUCACGCCGGACCUGGAGAGCGGCACCAAACUGUGGCACCUGGUGAAGAACCAUGACCAUCUGGACCAGCGCGAGGGCGACCGUGGCAGCAAGAUGGUCUCAGAGAUCUACCUGACUCGGCUGCUAGCCACCAAGGGCACGCUGCAGAAGUUUGUGGAUGACCUGUUUGAGACCAUCUUCAGCACGGCGCACCGGGGCUCCGCUCUGCCCCUGGCCAUCAAGUACAUGUUUGACUUCCUAGAUGAGCAGGCCGACAAGCACCAGAUCCAUGACGCCGAUGUGCGGCACACCUGGAAGAGCAACUGCCUGCCCCUGCGCUUCUGGGUGAACGUGAUCAAGAACCCACAGUUUGUGUUCGACAUCCACAAGAACAGCAUCACGGAUGCCUGCCUGUCGGUGGUGGCCCAGACCUUCAUGGACUCCUGCUCCACGUCUGAGCACAAGCUGGGGAAGGACUCGCCCUCCAAUAAGCUGCUCUAUGCCAAGGACAUCCCCAACUACAAGAGCUGGGUGGAGAGAUAUUACUCGGACAUUGCCAAGAUGCCGGCCAUCAGCGACCAGGACAUGAGUGCGUACCUGGCUGAGCAGUCACGGCUGCAUCUCAGCCAGUUCAACAGCAUGAGCGCCUUGCAUGAGAUCUACUCUUAUAUCACCAAGUACAAGGAUGAGAUCCUAGCGGCCCUGGAGAAGGAUGAGCAGGCGCGGCGGCAGCGGCUGCGGAGCAAGCUGGAGCAGGUGGUGGACACGAUGGCCCUGAGCGGCUAAGCUUGGCUGGAUUACCCAGCAGGAGGUGGCUUGAGAGGGCGGCAGAGCAGGAACCUCAGCAGCCCUCACCCCGUGCAGAGUGCCCGGGGCACUAAGGGGCCUUCAGUGGCCCAGUGCCCUCUUGGCCCCCAUCUUCGUUCCACCAGGCUGGGGGCCUGGUUUUUCCUGGUGUGGAUGUGACGGGACCUGCUGAGCCAUUGCUGCUCCCACAGCUGCUGGGAGAGCACAGGGGCCAGGCCAGCCCUCCCUGGGGGCCGUCACUGCCUGGCAGGAGCUGUCCAGAGGCUUUCAUGGGACAAAGGACAGCCUUGAGGGGCUGAGGGGUACAGCCAGACCCUCCAGAGGGAGAGGCGGCUAGCUUGGGCUGCACCCUCGAAGUCGGGACACGGGCUGGGGAUGUGAGCAGUUCUUGGCUUCCUGUGCUGCCGCCAGCCUGCAGAGUCUUAAGUGUCUAGGGGACUGGCUGGUGGUUGGAGGGAGGGACAGGCCACCCACUGUCUGCAUCCAGCACUCCCAUGCGUUCUGUGCCGCCACCAUCCUCAGAUUCACCGCGUGCUCUGCGCGGCCGAGGCCAGAGCGCCAUGUCCACCUUACCCCAUAGAGGCCUGCUGCCCUCCUAUGGAGGGGAUGCAGGCUGGCGCCGCUCACCACUCCCGAGGGACUUUCAGACAGACUAGACUCCCUCUCUGUCCUCAGGGCUGUGGCUCUGAGAACCCUGGACCAGGGGCUCCAGGCCACAGAGCACACGUUCCCAUUAUUUAUUCCCCUCUACAUCCUCCUGUGAGGGCCGGCCAGGGCAGCUGCCUGUGAGGUGGACCGAGCUCCCCUCUGGGACUCCUGAGGGCAGCCCCGACCACGCCCCCUUCCUUCCCUCCCUCCUGCUGCCCCAGCAGCUUCCAGUGUGGCAUCUCAGCAGUGUCCUGACCCCUCCAGAGCAGUGGGUCAUCUGGGGACCGUUUUGUGUUGAAGGCGAAAAUCCUGUGCUGCUCUCUGCUUGGGCUGCAGGCCAGGCCAGGGCCGCUCCAGCCACAUUUCAGGCCUGGAGCCAUUCAGGCUGGAAGCAGCUGGCAGUGACCAGAGGGCCUAGAGGCUGGCUGUGUCCAUCCUGCCCUCAAUGAGCAAGAGAGAACAAAUUUUUAAAAGAAACCUGUACAUAUAUAUAUGUGUAUAUAUAUAUAUAUAUGGCGCUCGCCUCAGUGUCCAGCCCCAGUGGGGUCCUGUAUAGUUAUUUGAAGGAGAAGAAAUUUUAACGACAAUUUAGAGUAAGAAAAUUAAGGCAGUGGGAAAGCAAUACCAAAUGGUUGCAGAAAAAGUGGCCAGAGUUCCCUGGAGUGGAGCACUUGAGCCCAGGCCCCUUGGCCCGCAGCUUGCUCUGUUUUUGUUUGACGUGAAAAGGAAAGAGCUUCUUGCUGAUCCCCUGAGAGCGUCCAGGGCGCACAGGGCCUGGGAUUAUGCAUGACUGUGCUAGCGUUUAGUCUGAGUUGAUCUUUUUAAAACUGCAAAUGUUGAAUACUA